Messenger RNA from Eurypyga helias (sunbittern), 1296 nucleotides. RefSeq names its product F-box protein 39 (gene FBXO39). Bases 1 to 1296 code for a protein of 431 amino acids. Gene Ontology annotation, molecular function: protein binding. The record is from RefSeq and is a predicted model, not a curated record. Lineage: Eukaryota; Metazoa; Chordata; Aves; Eurypygiformes; Eurypygidae. The transcript is spliced from 3 exons.
AUGGAAGAUGACAGUAAACCUGAGCAGAGUUCCUGGACCCAUCUACCCGAUGUCUGUCUGAGGCAUGUCUUCCAUUGGUUAGAUGACAGGGACAGAUCUCAGGCUGCCUUGGUCUGUAAAAAGUGGAACUGGGUCAUGUACUCGGGAUCCCUCUGGAGAAGCAGAACCAUUUCAUUCUACGGCCGACCAUCGAGGGCACACACACUGGAGUUAAAGAGUGCACUGUGGCAUACCAAGAAAUUUAGCAAGUAUUUGAAGCACCUUGAGAUCAAGUUAUUGAAUCCGUACAAUACUAACAUCACCAAACGUUUUCAAGGGACUAUAAAAGAUCUUCUUUCACACCUGGGUAACAGCCGUCUGGUAUCACUCAGCAUUGAGCAUCUGCGAUUAAAUUGCUUGAUCUGGAAUAAUGCAGUCAAGGCUCAGUUUAUCAACAACUUAGCUACCUUCCUGAAAAGGAGCAAACAGCUUGAUUAUCUCAACUUAAAAGGAGCAAGAGUAACCUUGGAAGAAGGCUGCAAGCUUCUGAAUUCUCUGAGCUGCUCUAUAUCCAAACUCAACAUUGAAGAUUUCUUCAGUAUCCACUCUGCUGCCUACAGCAGCACCUUGUUCCACCAAACUAUGUCCAAGUUCCACAGCAUCGCCAUUCUGACUUUCAAUUAUAGCUGCAUCUCCAAUGAACUGCUGGACACGCUGCGGGAGCAUAGCGCUCAUUCCCUGUGUACCUUGAAUAUCAAAUGUCACAUCCAUGACCCUCAUGGGCAUGAGGUCUGUGGAACAUCAUGGACAAACUUGGCCAAGAGAGCUCCAAAACUGAUUGUGAACUACGUCUUUCAAAGAGUCAUGAAGCACAAUGAUCUAGCCAGGAUCCUGCUAGCAGAGAUACCAGUCAGGAGCAUCAGUUUACGGAGCUGCUAUUACAGUGACCCAGAAUGGAUAAUGAGACCUACCCUCACCAACCUCCUCCCAGCCUACCGGCAUGUUCUGCAGGAGCUGACACUUGAAUUAAACAAUUACCGUGAACUGAUGGAUGAUGAGCUGAUACAGCUCAUCUUAUCAUGCAAGAGGCUGUUAUUUCUGAAAGUCUGGGCAUUUCUAAGUGUCACCUUUAUGGAGAGGCUGCUACAAAACCGUGCAGAAAGGAAAUGCAUUUUGACUACCAUAAAGGUCAGGAUUUACACAACCAGACAAGAGACCAGCGAGGAAGAUCAGCUGUUGGACAAUAUUUACAAAAAGUUUAAAUGUCUGAUUGAUUCAGAGCUUAAUUAUUUUGUCACCACCAACACAAUGGUGUGA